AUACACACCUCUUCCAGUAGCACUAUUUCUACUAUAUCAGAAAUUAUUUCUUAUUACUGGCAACAUUCAGUUUUAGGCUGGUCUCGUAAUCCGUGUGUGACUUUUACGUUUAUUUUUUUAAUUUCUGUGCGAAAUUAUAAAAUGUAUACUGUCUCAAAAGGUCCUAGCAAGAUAGUCGCCAAAACCCGGAGAGGCCUUUCACAGAAUUUAGAAAGAUUGGAUAGCCGUAAAGAUCAUAACAGGAAAUCUUCUGAAUCCGACAAUGGAGAAAUCAUCAACAUGCCUAAACCAGUAUUUCAUUCCAAUGGCAAAAAGACAGUACAUCAGAGAAUACAACAUCAUGUGAUUACACCACAACAUGAAGAAAUUAUUAGAUACAUAAGUGAAACCUGGACACAAACAGCUUAUGGAGAAAGUGAACCAACAACUCCCACUAGUACAAUUGCAUCAGGAUCAGGUAGUUCAUCACCAGCUCCACCAUCAAAUCUCUACUACCAGGAUGAGACACCGAGCCCAGUGUUGCGGGACUUCAAGCCCUUCGACUUGGAGACGUGGUGGGGCAAGAGACUGUUCCAGAAUAUCACUAACUCGCUUUGAAACAAUGAAUGACUGACAGUGCUCAUGGGAACAUAAGAGUUUGCAGUAGCGUAAGUCACAAUCAUCUGCAGUUUACUAAAUUUUGUAAAAUAACCAAAAAAAUCAUUAUUAAAAACUUUUAUACACAGUAAAAAAAUGUAAUAUUAACUUGAUAAUUAUUGUCUCAUGGCAGAUGCGUUACGAUGAAGGUGUAAUGCUUAACUUUUAACAAUAUUUUGUAGGAAUUGUACGACUAAAUAAAUCGGAAAUAAAUUGAUGCAUGAGAACAAAAACAUAGAAAAAGCACAGAAAGAAUUUAGUAAUCUACAGUUAAUUGUGGAUCUCAAUUUCAUAUCUUAAGUGAAAAUUUCUGAACGCUCAAAAUCUUUUUGCAGCUAAAAAUCUGUGUUAAUGUAAUGCAAACCAAUAUUCUUUAAGAUUGUUGUGUUUUAAAAACUUUUAGGAUUUUGUUGCUGAAUAAAGUGUUAUUUUUAAAACAACUGCAAUUUAACAAAUAUUGAAACCAAAGAGAACUCCACAAAAAAGAAUUUACAUAGUAUUUAGUUGCUAAAUCAUGGGAAUUUGUUAUCAUACAUAGAGUUUUUUAUUUAUCAUGUUACAGCUUUAUUGUUAAAUCGCAUUCUACCAUGAAUGUGUGAAGAUCCAAAGAUAUAUUGGCAACUUUUUAAAAUAGUUCAGUGAUAAAAAUUUAAAUCAAUUCGAUAUUCAUAGAAAAUCAUUAGUCACAAAAAAUAUUUUACAGGAUGCUUUAAAUUCAUGAACCCUUCAAUAUAUUUUAUGCAGUUAAAUUUCAUUUUUAUUCAUUCAUUUUGUACAGAAUUUUAUUUGUUACGUUUUUACUCUUUUAAAUUAAUAACAAAAAAUUUCACAAAAACAUCACAAAUAUUGUCAGAUUUUACAAAAUAAGAUUGUGCACUUUUUAAAAAAUAAAUAUAAAAGGGAACUUUAUCCAUAGUAUUUUUCAUAAAUGUACUUAAACAAAUCUGGCAGCAUUCAUAUUGAUUAUUUUCUUUCAAAAUAAAUUAUUUGAAAAAUUGAAUAUAAUGAAAUUAAAUAAAAUUUUACUAUAAAAUAAAAUCCCCAAUAUCUUUGUAUUGGUCUCUUUUACAUGAGCAUUUUUAUACAAGAAAGUAUGCGUUAUUGUUAUUCAAUACAUUUACAUGAAACUUAGUUACACUGCUGAGUAAGUUCUACACAAUGUCUAAAGUUUGAAUUUGUUUUUUAUCACGAAUCCCCCAAAUUAAAUGUUCCACCGAUCUUCAUGUUAGUAGCAUUAAUAAUGAUAAAUUGUCACCCAGGUGCCUAUAUAAAAGCAACAUAUGUUUAGUUGACUCAACUUAAUGAUAAGUUAUUGCCACUAUGUGCAUUUUUAUUUGAAAAAAAAAUAUAACGCCCGUUUAACUAAAGCUUUGUUGUUGAAUAUUAAAUAUUGUAUCGCCUUGUUGAACUCUUUCUUAAAGCUUACAACUAACAAGCUGAGAUGUCUUCCAGAUGUUAUAAAUUAAAAUAGGAAUCUAAUUGUUAUUAUGAUGAAUGGAAGAUCUAACGAUCUCCCUUGACAAUCUAUUCAUGUAUUUUGUCAUUUUUAUUGAUAAAUUAUGAUAAAAAAUCUGAAGAAAACAUGCAGAAUCAUGUUCAUGAUAUAAACAUUAAUUAGUUGCAUAAACGCUCUUAACAGUCACAAAACGCAAAUUUGCAAAUGCCAACGCAUAUAUGAAUGAAAUGCAAUGUCUAUUACAUUAUAAAAAAUUUGCUAUUUAAUUUUGUUAAUUUUAUGUACAUGUCUAAAAUGAAUUUUAAAGCUUUUGAAAGGCCUAAAUAUUUUGUUUGUAUCUUCAAAUAAAAAGCGAAUUUUAUUUGUACAGUUUUGAGCACGAACAUUAGUUCUGAUUGGUUAUGGAGAGAUUAUAUUCUGAAAUCGUUAACGCUGACUCUGAAAAUUAAACAGCAGCACUUUUAAAAGACAUUGGUCUAACACAACUAUAAUGAGAAAUAUUGAGUAAAAAAAUACCAAGUUCCUUUUAGAAGUUUUUGUCCUGAGAAAAUUAGAAUUGUUCUUUUAAUAUUUGUUUUUAAUUUUUAAUACAAUUAAAUUAUUCAAUCCCAAAUAUACAACCGAUUUCGGAAUAUACAUUUCUCAUGUGAUCAUGUCUCAUGAUUCGUACAAAUCUUUGGAAUAUUGGUUAUGUUUCCAUCAAAUGGCAUAAAAUCGCAAUAUGUCAUAAUUUUAUUGUUAUAAUUUUUCACCGAAUUUGUACAUUACAUUGCUAUUUACAUAGCCUAGUACGUUGGAAAACGAAACUCACCUUUUUUAAAAGGUGAGAAAGUAUAACUUGGAAUGUACUGGAUUAUUUAAAAGCAAUGAUGAUGUGCAAAGUUGGUAUAACGCGAUAAUAAAACAGUGUUACUUUUUGCAUUAAGCAAUAAACACACGAAAUGUAGUAUAGUUUUUAUCCUUUUAGAUGGAAUAUUUGAUUAUAGUAGUGUGAUAACGCAGGAGAAUAUUUUUAGACUGAUUUAGUUUUAAAAGUUAUGCUUUUUGUUGUAGUUGAAUAAACCGUCUGACAAAGAACAUUAUUUUGUUUUUGUUUUUGAUAUAGUGAAAACUGCGCAUUGGGCGUUUUAAGAUGGGUAAACCAUUAAACUUGCGCUACUGUUACCUAUUAUACAAUACUGACACCUCUAAUAAUAAGUGUGGUUAAUAGGGAAGCCCAAGCGGGUUUUGGUACUGAAGCGCAGCAGAAUAACAUAAGGGGUCACACUGACAUUUUAGAGACAAAAUAGGCUUGAUACUUUAAAUUAACAGAUUAAUCUGUUACAUUAAAACCAUCUUUAAAAGGGAGAAAGUACUCAAAACUGCUAUAUUUAGGGUUCCGUACCACAAAAGGAAAAAACGGAACCCUUAUAGGAUCACUUUGUUGUCCGUCCGUCCGUGCGUUCGUCCGUUCGUCCGUCUAUCAAGACCGCUUUUCUCAGGAACGCGUGGAGGUAUCAAACUGAAAUUCAUAUCUAAUACUCAGGUCUACUGUCCCUUGGAGCUGUGAAGAAAUCAAACUUCUAAGCCAAAACAAUCAAAAGAUACAGCCGUUUAUGCCGCAAAUUUUCGAAACUCGCACGAGAAUCAAAACCUACAGGGUACAUUCCGUGAACUUAGAAUCUUGAAAUUUGGUACGAAGCAACUUCUUAUAGUACAGGUAAAGGAAAAAUUGCGAAAACCGUAAAUUUUUAGUUACAUCAUAUAAUAAAAAUUAUUUUGUAAUAAUUAUAAAAAAAAAAUAUACCUACAGGUUUGUACGGAACCCUCCUCGGCACUUGGCC
Molecule: messenger RNA, 3915 nt
Organism: Chilo suppressalis (striped riceborer)
Lineage: Eukaryota; Metazoa; Arthropoda; Insecta; Lepidoptera; Crambidae
Source: the annotation of a GenBank genome assembly